CCGAGUGGACCCGGCGGUGCGGGCGCUUGGGGCUGGGAUGCGGGUGCGGACCGCGGAGCCGGAGAGCAGCCCCAGGCGAGCGUGCUAGCCGGACUCGGCGGGGGGUGGCCAGGCGGCGACAGGUUUCUUUGCGCGGACGCACGAUGCAGCGAGCGGCGGCGCUGGUCCGGCGGGGCUUCUGCCCCCGGACCUGGGGCUCCUGGAGCCGUAGUCAGAGCAGCGCGGCCGCCGAGGCCUCGGCGGUGCUCAAAGUGCGGCCGGAGCGGAGCCGACACGAGCGCAUCCUCACGCUCGAGUCCAUGAACCCGCGGGUGAAGGCGGUGGAGUAUGCGGUGCGGGGACCCAUCGUGCUCAAGGCCGUCGAGCUCGAGCUGGAGCUGCAGCGGGGUAUCAAAAAGCCGUUCACUGAGGUCAUCCGUGCCAACAUCGGGGAUGCCCACGCCAUGGGCCAGCAACCAAUCACCUUCCUCCGACAGGUGAUGGCACUCUGCACCUACCCAAACCUGUUGGACAGCCCCAGCUUCCCAGAAGAUGCUAAGAAGCGAGCCCGGCGGAUCCUGCAAGCCUGUGGCGGGAACAGCCUGGGGUCUUACAGUGCUAGCCAGGGUGUCAACUGCAUCCGUGAGGACGUGGCUGCCUACAUCACCAGGAGAGAUGGCGGCGUGCCUGCAGACCCAGACAACAUCUACCUGACCACUGGAGCGAGCGACGGCAUUACUACGAUCCUGAAAAUCCUGGUUUCCGGGGGCGGCAAGUCGCGGACGGGGGUGCUGAUACCCAUCCCGCAGUACCCGCUCUACUCGGCAGUCAUCUCUGAGCUCGACGCCGUCCAGGUGAACUAUUACCUGGACGAGGACAACUGCUGGGCGCUGAACGUGAACGAGCUGCGGCGGGCUGUGCGGGAGGCCAAAGACCGCUGCGACCCCAAGGUGCUGUGCAUCAUCAACCCCGGGAACCCCACAGGUCAGGUGCAAAGCAGACAGUGCAUAGAAGACGUGGUUCACUUUGCCUGGGAAGAGAAGCUCUUUCUCCUGGCUGACGAGGUGUACCAGGACAACGUGUAUUCUCCAGACUGCCAGUUCCACUCCUUUAAGAAGGUGCUUUCCGAGAUGGGGCCCGAAUACUCCAGCAACGUGGAACUCGCCUCCUUCCACUCCACCUCCAAGGGCUACAUGGGCGAGUGUGGCUACAGGGGAGGCUACAUGGAGGUGAUCAACCUGCACCCUGAGAUCAAAGGCCAGCUGCUGAAGCUGCUCUCGGUGCGCCUGUGCCCGCCGGUAUCCGGGCAGGCGGCCAUGGACAUCGUCGUGAACCCCCCGGUGCCAGGAGAGGAGUCCUUUGAGCAGUUCAGGAGGGAGAAAGAGUCUGUGCUGAGUGAUCUGGCCAGGAAAGCUAAGCUGACGGAAGACCUGUUUAACCAAGUCCCGGGAAUCCAGUGCAACCCGCUGCAGGGGGCCAUGUAUGCCUUUCCUCGCAUCUUCAUCCCCGCCAAAGCCGUGGAAGCAGCUCAGGCCAAUCAGAUGGCCCCUGACAUGUUCUACUGCAUGAAGCUCCUGGAAGACACGGGCAUCUGCGUCGUGCCCGGCAGCGGCUUCGGGCAGCGGGAGGGCACCUACCACUUCAGAAUGACCAUUCUCCCUCCGGUGGAGAAGCUGAAGACGGUCCUACAGAAGGUGAGGGAUUUUCAUGUCAAGUUCCUGGAGAAGUACGCGUGAGGACUCGGGCCGAGGGGGAGACCAGGCCCGCAGCCUCUCCUGAUGCCCAGCCAGGCCAGACUGAACUCGCCUCCCCCAGCGACUCUGCCUCAGGCCUCACAAAGGCCACUGGUCGCUUUCAUCGUCAUUUUGCCCAGGAGACUUCUUUCUCUGUGCCUUGAUGUUGGGAGCUCUUCUCUUCCGAGCAAAUGUGAAUUGGGGGUGUCUCAGGAGCCCUGGUUUUUUUUUUGAUGCAACCAAAGUAAGGGGAUGGGCUUGGUGUGGGUCUGCUGCUGCUGUGGUGUUUGGGGAGUUCAUCUGGGGUUUGAAACACUCUGGUGUGUUGGGUGACAUGUUUCACAUCUGGAGAAAGGAGAAGGUAUUGGGAGAUACAUGGCUUAACCGUGGAGAGGACUGGAAAUCCUCAAAUCACCACCGUGAUCUGUGAAAUAAAACCCUUAGCCUUGUGGAAAUCUAGUCCUUCCAGGAGGAGAGCCUGGAAGUCCAUUGGACGCUCAGAGAGGGCCUACCCUCUAUCUGUCCAUCAAGAAGGGUGGGGGUGGAGCACACGGGGCUGCUCUGGCUGCCAGGCGAGGCUGUGGUGGGCACAGGGGGCCACAGCCGACGUUGUCCAUAUGUCCUGCAGGGGAGGAGUGGCUGUGAGCUAGGCUCCAAGCCGAGCCGGGUCUGCACUUGGGAGCUCGUAGCUGGUAGUGAGGCCCUGGCACAUGCGAGGGCUUUGGCGGGUGAAGGGUGUUGAGCACGCUUAGGCUGGGACCCCCCUCUGAGAGGCCCCCCUGGACUUCACCGGCACAGGGCACUGCCCGUGCCUGCUGGCGCGUGGAUCCAUCCCUUUUUCACCCAACUGCAGUUCUCUCCCAAGGGCUUGGGCUGAGCCCUUACACACAUCGCCCUCUGCUGGCGACAGCAGGGACAAGGAAAGGACUUGACUGCCACACCCCUCUCCUCUUGCCAUGGUGUCCAGUUGUUUCAAACUGAAUUUGGUCCAUUUCCUAGCCCUUAGUGGCCCAAGUGCCUGGUAGCUGGGCUGCCGUGGGAGAAUACAUGGGAUGGGUCUGACAUGUGGGAAGGUGUGCUGCCUCCACGUUUGCUGCUGGCCCUGCCCCCAGGCUCUGCAGGUCAUCUCUCCAGGCUGGGGGGGACCAGCCACCAAGCAUACAGCUUCCCUGGCUUAGCAAGCCCGGGUGGGGGCCCAACCCUCCCUCCACAACAUGAGUGCUAUGGGCAGCAGCUGGUGUCGUGCCCCCUUCUUCACCGCGAGCCCCUCCUACCACCGGCCUUCCCCCACGGUCAGUUAGGAAACCAAGGCCAGCUCAGGAGUCAGGGGACUCAGCAAGUCCCAGAAUAAAAUGGAAGGAGCUGGAGAGGGAUACGAAGAGGAGUGAGCUUUGAAAGCGGCUCCUGUGCUCCCAUGUCCGUGCUGGGCCCACGAAGGGGAUACAACGGAAACUUCAAACUGUCCCCACUCACUGGCACUACAUCCCUAUAAAGAAUGCAGCCACAAUCUCAAGCAACAACAGGAAUUUUCUGGAACUUUUCCUCCCUUAAAAAAUUGAAAAAAUUGCAUCUGUGCUUGUUGUAUGGUAUAUAAACCAGGAUGCGUCUCAGAGCUGUGAGAUUUUUGGUGGAAAGGUUAAAUAGAAGCUAGUCUAUUUUUUAUAUUUUUGUAACAAUUGCUUUUUUCAUGGGGGGGGGAGGCUAGUAUUUGUAGUCUUAACAAGUCCAGUAGGUUUUUUUUUUUUAUAAAUCUCUUAAUAUAAAUAACCCCUAAAAACUUUGCAACGUUUACAUGAUUUUUAAAAAGAUGCCAUAUACACUUGGUUUGCUUUUAAAAUAAAUGAAUAAAAACAUAAAAAGGAGCACUGGUUUGGGGGUUAACUUCCUUCUGCAGGAACGCUGAUCAUGAUAGAGUUCAUUCAUUCUGAUGUCUCGUGUGGGCACCACCAGAGGAAGCCGUUUGUCAUUUGAGGUCACACUUUAAAUGUACACCUGUGAAGCUUUCUGUCAUUCAUCUAGAUAUGCAGGUGGGGGGAACACUGGGCUGUCCCCUCGGGUGUCCACCACCUCGCACCUCAUGGCCAGGCUGGUGGUUGGUUGUCCCAAUGUGUGGAUUUGCAGGAAAAGGGGACGGGCCUACCUCUCCCUGCUUUCUUAUCUAGGUCCUCAUAGGCGUCUCCUGGCCAAGGUACUUCAUGAUAGCUCCACUGGAAAUUUUGAAAUAAAAUACAUAUCAAAAGUG
This is a messenger RNA of Hipposideros armiger (great roundleaf bat), 3954 nucleotides long. It is a transcript of the gene GPT2, whose product is annotated as glutamic--pyruvic transaminase 2. Lineage: Eukaryota; Metazoa; Chordata; Mammalia; Chiroptera; Hipposideridae. The transcript is spliced from 12 exons. Gene Ontology annotation, molecular function: pyridoxal phosphate binding; transaminase activity. Gene Ontology annotation, biological process: biosynthetic process. Bases 144 to 1715 code for a protein of 523 amino acids. The record is from RefSeq and is a predicted model, not a curated record.